AUGUCCAUCCCUAUGAACCGCUUAGGCGGCCGCGCCUUUAGCCACGCGGACAACGACGACGACGACACGGAGCGUGAGUACGAUCGCCUCCGAGACCUAGCCCACCAGGAAGCCAACAGGCGCAACCAGGCCUUUGAGCGCUCCCAACAAGCGUACCAGUCCGGUGAUGGCGCGGCCGCCAAGGAGCUCUCCAACGAGGGCAAGCGUCACGCGCAGAAGAUGGAAGACUACAAUCGUCAGGCAUCCGAGUUCAUCUUCCGGGAGAACAACGCCGCCGGGCGCGUGACGGGCAGCUGCGUCGACCUUCACGGGCAGUACGUCGAGGAGGCGGAGCGUAUCCUCGAGGAGCGCAUCCGCGCCGACCGAGCGAGGGGCCAGGAACACCUGCACGCCAUCGUCGGCAAGGGGAACCACUCGACGGGCCACGUGCAGAAGCUGAAGCCGAGGAUCGAGGCCAUCUGCCGCGAGAUGGGCCUCAAGUACUCGACCGAGGAGAAUGCGGGUAGGAUCUACAUCAACCUCCAGGGCGGCGAUGCGACCAUGCCGCCGCCGCCUCAUACUGGUGGUGGUGGUGGUGGUGGACAGCAGUAUCAUGGAGGACAGAAGCCUCAUCAUGGUGGCCAGCAGCAGCACCACGGCGGUCAGUCGCAUGGUGGACAGCAACAGCACCACGGCGGCCAGAGCCAGCAGCAAGAUCAGGACGAGACUGGCGAAUUGGUCGUCAAGAUCCUCAAGAAGCUGGAGAAGGCUUGCUGUAUUGUCAUGUAA
Molecule: messenger RNA, 768 nt
Organism: Colletotrichum orchidophilum
Lineage: Eukaryota; Fungi; Ascomycota; Sordariomycetes; Glomerellales; Glomerellaceae
Product: smr domain-containing protein
Exons: 3
Coding region: 1-768 (255 amino acids)
Source: RefSeq, a predicted model, not a curated record